Candidula unifasciata is the source of this 1120-nucleotide messenger RNA. NCBI's taxonomy places the organism in Eukaryota, Metazoa, Mollusca, Gastropoda, Stylommatophora, Geomitridae. The record is from the annotation of a GenBank genome assembly.
UUCUGCAGUGGAACAACAGCCACAAGCUGCAGAAAUUCCAAAGCCAUCGGUUUUAGCUCUACAGUAUUUGGAUGAAUUAGUUCCAGAGGAAAAUUUCAGGUAUGUCAUGUUUGAUGAUAACCUAGUGACAGUGUCAGAUACUGGCAAAGAGUUGGGGGAGUUUACUGUCAACAUUGAGGCUACUCGUUAUAAGGGUCUGGAGUGUUUCUUGAUUCAUGCCAACAGUCAUGGAGCUGUGGAUGGUGUACCCUGCGGGACAUCAAUUGUUUGCUAUGUUUCAAAAUGUUUAGAAACACUAGAGCAGCAACAUCAUGAAUAUGUCAAGCUGGAUAAUUGUCCUUUGGACCGCAAAACCUUUCUGGUGAGGACAGGUGAUGGUUACACAGUUAACCGAAUCAUCACACAGGGCAAGGAUGUGCAGAGAACAACCAAAACCAUCCCUGUAGAUCAAAUGAGGGGCUUCAUUUCUGAAGGCUCCAAUCUCCUUUUACAUCGACUACUGAUAGAAAAACCAAUUGAUGAUUCUCUUCAGUUUAUAUCCUUUGAUUCUGAUGCAAAUCUCUGUCCAGUGACCUACAAAAGACUACAUGAGCGAACACAAACAGUGGAGGAUGUAGAACUAAGGGUUUAUGGCAUAGAAAGAACGAUUAUUUCAACAUCUGAUCUUCCAACCACUUGGCAGUCUUACUUCAUGCAUGAUGGCCAUUUGACAAACCGUGUUCAGAUCGGAUCUCCUGUUACAAUGAAGCUGGCGAAAGUACCUGUACAAAUUGAGAGAGAGGAAGAAGUUCCCAAGCAUGUCUUUGAGAAGAAACCAUUGAACUGGGAGGAAGAUUUGCAACUUCAUUCCAGAUUUUUAGACAGGAAGGAGGAAAUUAAAAGUGACCAUGCCACAUACAUGCGCCACCAUCCAGAGCUGAGAGCCUUGCUUGCAGACUUCCUGCAGUUUUUGCUGUUGAGAAAACCAGAAGAUGUCAUUUCCUUUGCUGCUGAAUACUUUUCUGCAUUCUCGACCUCCAUGCCUGAUGUCUCUCCAUACCUGGCUUCCAAUGCACCAACUCACUUCCCAGCAAGCCACACAAACCCACGCAUUGAUGAACUGAGAGCACCCACAAGAUAG